Dictyostelium discoideum AX4 is the source of this 555-nucleotide messenger RNA. It is a transcript of the gene arl2, whose product is annotated as ARF-like protein. Gene Ontology annotation, molecular function: GTP binding; GTPase activity. Bases 1 to 555 code for a protein of 184 amino acids. Lineage: Eukaryota; Evosea; Eumycetozoa; Dictyosteliales; Dictyosteliaceae. The record is from RefSeq and is a predicted model, not a curated record. The transcript is spliced from 5 exons.
AUGGGUUUAUUAACAGUUUUAAAAAAAUUAAAACAAAAAGAAAAGGAAUUAAGAAUUUUAAUGCUUGGUUUAGAUAAUGCUGGUAAAACAACUAUAUUAAAAAAAUUUAAUGGGGAGGAUAUUUCAACUAUUAGUCCAACAUUAGGUUUCAAUAUUCAAACUUUAAUGUAUAAAGAAUAUAAAUUAAAUAUUUGGGAUAUAGGUGGUCAAAAGACUCUUAGAUCUUAUUGGAGAAAUUAUUAUGAAGAGAAUGAUGCAGUAAUUUGGGUUAUUGAUAGUUCUGAUAUAAGAAGAAUUGAUGAUUGUAAAUUUGAAUUAAAAAAAUUAUUAGAAGAAGAGAAAUUUGCAGGUGCAUCAUUUUUAGUUUUUGCAAAUAAACAAGAUUUAGAUGGUGCAAUGACAUCAGAAGAGAUUUCAAAAUAUUUAGAUUUAGAACAAUUAAAUACUCAUCAUUGGGAGAUCAUGAGUUGUAGUGCUGUUACAGGUUUAGGUUUAGAAGAAGGUAUAGAUUGGGUUGUAAAAGAUAUCGUAUCACGUUGUUUUGUUUUAGAUUAA